UUGUAGACUGAAGAGAAGAAAUAUCAGUACAUAAACAAAUAUCACGUGAAUACAGCAAUGAAGGGAUAAUAGUGUUUACAUUGUCAAUGAAUAAAAUUAGUUUAAUGUGUCAUUACAUAAUUUUUCUGACGUUUGAUCAGGCCGAUCAGAUAUUAAACAGUGAGUUUGUGUUGUUAAGAUCAAAGCUGAUAAACUAACGCCAUGUCCAAACUCGAGCACCUGAACGCCAAGGUCGCCAAACUACUGACGGUUGCAGUUCACGAAGUUCUUGAGAUUGUGAAAGAGACCUUCACACAACAUCAGGAGAAAACCGCGAGAACGCAGCGAGAAAAUGAGCGACUGCGCGAGAAACUACGAGAAGCGUUGGAUAAGUUGGCAAAAGAGAGAGACGUUUCCAGACAUGCUGCUGUGUCCAGAUCAUUUAACUGCGCUGAUCAGCAUCAGAUGAACAAGCUCUCACACUUGAGGUCAAACUCCACUCAGACUGAAACACAGAGCGACUGCAGUCACAUGACUGAUCCAGAGACAGUGUGUGACCUCAGUGUCGCUCUGACGUUAGCCGAAUGUCAGAAGACGGUUUCUGAGAGCAGACCAGUUUCAAACGACUGCACACCUGCAAAAGUUAAAUGCAACAAAGGCACUGAUUCACUCAGCACUGUGAAAAGGAAACGACACGCUUCACAUGGAUCAAACACAUCAUGUGCAGUCAGCAAACCUGACGUUACCAUUAAGCACAUUAAGAGAGAAUGUGAUGCUACCGAGAACAUUUCUACACAAACGCAGCUUCCUCAAAGUGACUAUGACUUGGCGGAAGACCCGAGUGUCUCCACGGCUAAACAGGAGCCUGUCGCUUCAGGUCCAAAAUCAACCAAUGAAUCAAGUGAUUAUGGACUGGUGUUCAUCCACUCAGGCCACAAUAUGCAGGGAAGGCAGGAAGAUGGUAGGGGUGUCCGCUCGACUCCUCAAGGGGAAGAGCAUCACGUUUGCUUGGUUUGUGGCAAGACAUUCAGCCGCGAGGGGAACCUGCGGAUACAUCUGAGGUGCCACACCGGAGAGAAACCGUACCGCUGCCUGACAUGUGGCCGCUGCUUUAGUCAAGCCGGAGACCUGAAGAAACACAAGCGCAUUCACACCGGAGAGAAACCGUACCGCUGCCUGACAUGUGGCCGCUGCUUUAGUCAAGCCGGAGACCUGAAGAAACACAAGCGCGUUCACACGGGAGAGAAACCAUACUGCUGUACUCAGUGUGGGAAAAGCUUUAGCAGAGGAGAGAACCUCAAACGCCAUCAGAAGAUUCACAUCGGAGAAACAUAACAUCUCCAGCAAUCAGGGAGAGAUCUGCAGAAAAACUAGUGUUGACAGCAAUAUAAAUUAAAGUCAGUUUUGUGUACGCUAGUGUGCUGCUGAACACUUUUAGCAUGUGAUUAAAAAUGUGGAUUAUUUAAUAUAAUGUAUACACAUUUUUGUCAAAAUAAAAUUAUGUUGUAGAUUGACCUUCAGCCUCUGGCUUGCAAAGUAGCAAGUCGUGAUCUUGCUGAGCUGCGACCUAAAACUAAAAAUAUUAGCAUUUACAAAAAAGGGACAAGCCCUGUGAUAUUUAUCACCCCCAACUUCCUGUUUCAUUAGGAAAUAUGACAAUAUUGGUAAGAAAUGUAUGUUUGUCAGAUCUUUUUAUGGGGUCUUUAAGUAAAGGCAUUGGAUAAAUAUGAAUAAAACAGUACUGUAUCAUUGAAAUAGACUGACUGCAGGAUUUUUUAAUGAAGUGCUUAUCAUGAUUAAUUUCUUCUUAUUAUUAUUCGUAUUAAUUCCAUAGCAAUAAGGUCAAUUGAAUGUGAUUGCUAAUUUUACUUCGACUAAUAAUGCAGAAGUUAGAAGUUCCCUGUUCUGCUGGAUGUUAUUUCAGUAAUGCAUUUUAUGUUUUACACCAGUAAUUUACUUUUAGCUUGUAAUACAGUAAAUCAUUAUUUUUCUAUUUCAAAUGAAUUGGUUUGGUUGUUUGUAAUCGUGCAUAUCAUGAAGUGAUAUACACACUUAGUUAUGUCUACAUGUACGGUAUUUCACUUGGGUGAAUGCAGAACCUUAAUGUAACCUUUAACCGAAGUGGGCCUAUUACUCAUCCACUGUAAUUCAAGAAUAAAUCAU
Molecule: messenger RNA, 2142 nt
Organism: Xyrauchen texanus (razorback sucker)
Lineage: Eukaryota; Metazoa; Chordata; Actinopteri; Cypriniformes; Catostomidae
Product: zinc finger protein 510-like
Exons: 3
Coding region: 202-1314 (370 amino acids)
Biological process (GO): regulation of transcription by RNA polymerase II
Molecular function (GO): DNA-binding transcription factor activity, RNA polymerase II-specific; RNA polymerase II cis-regulatory region sequence-specific DNA binding
Source: RefSeq, a predicted model, not a curated record